This is a messenger RNA of Apaloderma vittatum (bar-tailed trogon), 1163 nucleotides long. RefSeq names its product syndecan 1 (gene SDC1). Gene Ontology annotation, cellular component: membrane; cell surface. The transcript is spliced from 6 exons. Bases 1 to 1095 code for a protein of 364 amino acids. Gene Ontology annotation, biological process: cell migration. NCBI's taxonomy places the organism in Eukaryota, Metazoa, Chordata, Aves, Trogoniformes, Trogonidae. The record is from RefSeq and is a predicted model, not a curated record.
AUGAGCUUGGAUGAUGCAAUGCAGUAUCUCCUAAACUUGCAGACGGUGCAGUGCUGGAAAGGGAUGACGAGUGCAUCUUGGGAAGUCAAAAUUCUGGAAAACGGGGAAUGUGAUUUGAUGGGGAAAGAUGAAAUUCACAACCAGUGCAUCCUGGAAGGAGUCAGCAAGACUGACCUUUCCAAUGCCAAACUGAUUAACCAGAACUACUCUUUUGAAGAGGGGCAAACGACAAAUCUGAACCUUCCCCCUGAAGAUCUUGAUUCAUCUGGUGAUGACGACGAUGCGUUCUCAGGUUCAGGUGCAGGCCCCCUGACUGACCAAUCUCGCACCUGGAAAAUCCCAGGAGAACCGACUAACUCCUCGUUACUGGCAGUACCCAUGGAUUUCAAAGAACAGCCAUUUCCUGGGAUCGAGAGCCGAACUGAAAAGGAAGUAAUAUCUCCUUUUGCAACCAGCAAUGUAGUGACAGAGGAGCCAGUUGUAGCCAUGAAGGAGGAAGUAUCCAUCCUGGGCUCUCCUAAUGAGAAGACAACAAAUGAUACAGUUACGACAACAGCAAGAAGCCCAACUACUCACUUUCCUGCAGUGGUUCAUGUAACUCCUUCAGAAGCCUCAGACACAGUCCACGAGCUUGAACCUAAAAUCCCUGGCUCUGAUGUGCCAGACAUCCAAGACGUGCCUGAGCCCCACUCUACCACCCAUUAUGAGAGAGACGUCAUUGCCACCCCCACGGCAACAGCUCCAAAGGAUGUUGUUCCUACACAUGUGGAGGUUUCUGAAGAUGGCUCUGGAGACCCGGGAGACUUCAUCUUGACUAAAGAAGAGGAUUUGGUCCCCACCCAGAACUCAGAAGUACCGGCUGACUCUGGAAGGAAUGCCAAAGCAGCAGGAGCCUCAGGAAUUAUGGACAGAAAAGAAGUUCUUGGAGGUGUUAUUGCUGGAGGACUGGUAGGCUUGGUGUUUGCGGUGUUUCUAGUUGCAUUUAUGCUGUACAGAAUGAAGAAGAAAGACGAAGGCAGCUAUUCCCUGGAUGAACCAAAACAGUCUAACGGAGGAUACCAAAAACCACACAAACAAGAAGAAUUCUAUGCAUAAACACUGUUCUUCAGGACACUUCUUAUUCCAUCUUUCUUGGACUCUUCUCUCCCUGCACGUGGACCUCC